This is a messenger RNA of Gadus macrocephalus (Pacific cod), 3475 nucleotides long. It is a transcript of the gene brdt, whose product is annotated as bromodomain, testis-specific. Gene Ontology annotation, cellular component: chromatin; nucleus. Gene Ontology annotation, biological process: regulation of DNA-templated transcription; chromatin remodeling. The coding region runs from base 721 to 3456 and encodes 911 amino acids. The transcript is spliced from 15 exons. Lineage: Eukaryota; Metazoa; Chordata; Actinopteri; Gadiformes; Gadidae. The record is from RefSeq and is a predicted model, not a curated record.
CACGAGCUAACGCUAGCGGCUAACAAGUUGAAGGUUAAGUGACGACUUCCAACUUAAAAAAAAUAAGGUAAAACAGGUUUUAAUUUAUUAAACACCUUAUUAGCCUUAAACCACCCCUCUAAAGUACAUUUUACACAGGUAUCUCAUGUUUAAGUAGCGACUGCUUUUCGGUCUGUCUGUGGAUAUUUUAUAGAAGAGUUGUUAUCUCGAGGGCAAAAUAAGUUGCACCGUAAUUGUCAACGUUACCUUGGAGGGCUCCACUACGACGGAGUAUUAGGGCCACACGUGAAGAAAAAAAAUAUUUUUGCCGUGACGAGAUUAAAGUCAACAUGUCUACAUUAAACUCGAAAUGUAGAGAAUAAAGUUGAAAUGUCAUGUCGACUUUAAUGUCGACGUUUCGACUUUAAACUCGAAAUGUCGAUAAUAAAGUUGAAACGUCAUAUCGACUUUAAUCUCGACGUGUCCAUUUUCCGUUCCUGUGUCAGCACGCAGACGCUCCCGGCAUCCUCCCAAGCGUGCAGCGGAUGACACGAAGUAGUCAUCCGCUGUAGUAGUGCGGCAUUGCCAUCAGUGGUUUCAUUGACGGUUUUAGUCGCUAUAUUGUUUGGAUGGAGGCCUACACCACAAACAAUGACCCCAGGGUUAUUGCCGACUACUUCGGACGUUGUGUGCACAGAGUGAUCGUCGUAGCUGUCUGGCUGUAGAGAGCUGCUCUCCGGCAUGUCCAGCGUGAAGCCGCCCCCUAGGAACCCCCCGCCCCCCGCGGUGCAGCACCCCCGGGGCCCGGGCCCCGGCAGCGGCGAGCUGCAGUAUCUGGAGCGGGUGGUCCUACGGACCCUCUGCCGGCACCAGUUCUCCUGGCCCUUCUGCGAGCCAGUCGACGCCGCCGCACUCAACCUCCCCGAUUACUACACCAUCAUCAGCAGCCCCAUGGACCUGCGCACCAUCAGGCAGCGGCUGCAGAACCAGUACUACUGGAACACCAUGGAGUGUGUGCAGGACUUCAACGCUGUGUUCAACAACUGCUACAUGUACAACAAGCCCGGAGAUGACAUUGUGGUGAUGGCCCAGACCCUGGAGAAGGUCUUCCUCGAGAAACUGGCCCUGAUGCCCCAUGAAGAGGAGGAAGAGGUGGAGAAGAAGCAGGGCUCCGGUAGAACUCCUGGUAGACCUCCUGGUAGAGCAAGGAAGAGGAGCAGCACAGGAGCCCUGAAGCGCCGCGUCCCGGAGUCUGAGGUGGUCGUCCAGCAGACGCUGACCGUGAUCCCGCCGGGCUCCGUGCCCCGCCCCCUCCCGCCAGCCGCGCUCCUGCCGGCCGCGCCCCGCCCCCUCCCGCCGGCCGCGCCCCGCCCCCUCCCGCCGGCCGCGCUGCCCAAACACGCUCAGUCCGCGAGUAAAGCCCUCCAGGACAGGAAGGGCGUCAAGAGGAAAGCCGACACCACCACCACCACCGUCGCCCCCCCGCGCCUGACCGUCGCCCCCCCGCGCCUGACCGUCGCCCCUCCGUGCCUGACCGUCGCCCCCGGUAACCCGUCGUCGCGUGGGAGGACGGCGUCCCCUCCGACCUCGACGACGGCCCCGGGCUGCGGCGGCGGAACCCCGCCGGGGCGCGGGGGCGGGGCCAAGAGGCCCAUCAGGCCGCCCAGCAGGGAGGUCCCGGACUGGACGGCGGGGGGGCGGCGGGCCCGGCUGCCGUCGCCGCUGCGGUGCUGCGGCGAGCUGCUGAAGGAGCUGAUGUCCCGCCGCCACGCCGCCUACGCCUGGCCCUUCUACACGCCCGUGGACGUGGACGCCCUCGGCCUCCACGACUACCACCGCAUCGUCACGCAGCCCAUGGACCUCGGCACCAUCAAGAAGAAGAUGGCCAGCCGGGAGUACAGCGCCCCCAAGCAGUUUGCUGCCGACCUGCGCCUCAUGUUCUCCAACUGCUACAAGUACAACCCCCCCGCCCACGAGGUGGUGCGGAUGGCCCGCAGGCUGCAGGACGUGUUUGAGGCGCAGUUCUCAAAGAUGGCCAAGGAGGAGAGCAUGCUGCCCUCCGACCAGGCCGUCGUCAAGGACAACGGAGGAGGAGGAGGAGGAGACUGCAAGGUGGAGCACGUCUCCAGCAGCAGCUCCUCCUCCUCCUCCUCCUCCUCUUCAUCGUCACAGAGCUCAGAGGAUGAAGAGGAAGAAGAGAAGGAGGCGGGGAUGGUCCCCAGUCUGGCCAUCCUGGAGGAACAGCUGAAGGCCAUGAGAGACCAGCUGCAGCUCUUCGCCCAGACGCCCCUGAAGACCAAGAAGACGUCAACACGUGAGAAGGAGAAGGAAAAGAACAAGUCCUCCAGGAACAAGGUCAAAGUUCAGAGGAGCAGCGGUGCCAAGGGGUCCGGUCUGCGUGGCAACCAACCGCAGCGCCUGGCCCCGGGGGCGUCGGCCUCUGAGGAGGAGGCGGUCCCUGUGGCGACGGUGCCCUAUGAGGAGAAGCGGCAGCUGAGCCUGGACAUCAACCAGCUGCCGGGGCAGCGGCUGGGCCGGCUGGUGGACCUCGUCCGGCGCCACGAGCCGCACCUGAGGGCCUGCGGCCGGCGGGAGAUCGAGAUCGACAUCGAGACGCUGGCGCCCGCCACGCUGCGCACGCUGCAGGCCUUCGUCGCCCGCUGCCUCCGCAAGCACGACGCCAAGACCGCCGCUCCCACCAGGCCGGUGAAGCCCGAGGGCCCCACGCCGCCGGCGGUGCCCCACGCCGCGCCAGAGGAGCAGCGCUCGGCCGCCAAGAAGAAGAGGAAGCGGACAGCUCCUCUGGACCUCAGCCAGUCGGCCCGGUUCUCUGGGAGCAGCAACGCCACCUGCUUCUCCUCCUCUUCCUCCUCCUCUUCCUCCAGCAGCAGUGGCUCCAGCUCCUCUUUGGAGGGAACUGACACAGAAUCAGUGCCAAAACCCAAGCAGCGGAGCGCUAAAGGCAGCUCCCGGAAGGCGCAGGAGAAGGCCUCGCUGAAGGUGGCUGCUCCGAGGAAGACGCCCUCCGGGACCAGAGACCUACUGAAGGCCUCCCUGAAGAGCUACCGCUCUGUCCUGCGACGCCCGCCCACGCAGCCAAUGAGAACCCAGUCUAUCAGAGCUCACCCCCAGCAGCCAAUCAGAGCUCACCCCCAGCAGCCAAUCAGAGCUCACCCCCAGCAGCCAAUCAGAGCUCACCCCCUGCAGCCAAUCAGAAGCCUGUCUUCUGAGCCAAUCGGAAGCCUGUCUUCUGAGCCAAUCGGAAGCCUGUCUUCUGAGCCAAUCGGAAGCCAGCCACCUCGGCCAAUCGGAAGCCUGUCUUUGAUGCCAUUGGGAAGCAUGGGUGCUCAUCCCAAAAUAAGUCCGUCUUAUGAGCAACUGUCACUCUCUCCAGACCUGUCUGCGCUCCUGUCCCCCCUGGCGUCCCCGGCCGUGGGUCUGGACCCCAUCUCUCCCCGACCAGAGGCAUGUAUCUAGAGGUUCACACCUCGUGUGA